AUGAAUGCCCUCGGAAUGAUUGACUUGACGGCGUCAGACUCGGAGUCUUCCCUGUCCAGUGGCCACCAAUCCCACGACGAGGAUGUCGUCUACAGCAGGUGGAAAGGGCAACUUCUUGACUGUCUGAAUGGUAUCACCUCUUCUGGCGACUUCUCCGCGUCUCGCCAGUACCAAACAUUCCCGAAUCCGUGUCUGCGGAUUGCAGGGCGUGCGGCUGUCAUUCCUCUGCCACUGACCGACCAUGACGCCGAGGCGAUUCGAGGCGCCUGCAAGGAGGCUCCGUUUGGUAGGGGAGACGAGACACUUGUAGACACAUCGGUGCGAAAGACUUGGGAAUUGGACGCUACACACUUUGAAUGUACGAAUCCUAGUUGGCCGGCCUUCUUUCGCACGGUCUUGGACGAUGUGGCUACAGGUCUCGGCCUUCCGAACGUCCGCGCGAAACCCCACAAGCUUCUCCUCUACGAAAAGGGGUCUUUCUUCAAGCGGCACAAGGAUUCCGAAAAGGAAGUCGGCAUGAUAGCCACACUUGUCAUCUGUUUGCCAGCAGCGCAUAGAGGGGGUUCCGUUCAGCUUUCUUUUGGGCCUGAAAAGCGCGAGAUAGCUACAGCACCAGCAUCGCCAUUCGACAUCACGGCGCUCGCGUGGUUCUCCGACGUGGACCAUGAGAUCAAGCCAUUAAACUUCGGCCACAGACUGGUCCUCACCUACAAACUGUUCCAGUCGGGUUCCGCCAAGCGAUCUGCCCACUUCCUCGUCGAGCAGUCACGGCAGCUCAAGAGCAUUCUCGGUAAAUGGCGGCCCCAGUUUCCUACUACGUUGAUGCUCGCCUACCCACUAGAGCAUCAGUACACCAAGUCCAGUCUGUCUUUGAAGAAUCUGAAAGGCCGCGAUCACGCUGUGUGCCAUAGUCUGAAGGAGAUAAGCGCUGCGUGUGACUUGCACCUCGCCCUAGCCCACAUGACGCGUACGGAGGAUGAUCCGGAUGAUUACUACGGUACUGGUGACGGCGAGGUAUCUGUAACCCUGGACACCAUCUAUUCGUGUGAGGGCUUGCAAAUAGGAUCAAGCCACGAUGUCGACGAGGCCGAAAUUUUAGGCUCGAUCUUCAAGGACCGGGAACCUGACAGCGAGGACGAGGGAGAAUUUACAGGUAACGAGAGUGCACCUAGUUCUUUCCGAUACCACGAUACUGUAUGA
Molecule: messenger RNA, 1200 nt
Organism: Phaeoacremonium minimum UCRPA7
Lineage: Eukaryota; Fungi; Ascomycota; Sordariomycetes; Togniniales; Togniniaceae
Product: putative 2og-fe oxygenase superfamily protein
Exons: 1
Coding region: 1-1200 (399 amino acids)
Source: RefSeq, a predicted model, not a curated record